Drosophila serrata is the source of this 1723-nucleotide messenger RNA. RefSeq names its product carnosine N-methyltransferase unmet. Gene Ontology annotation, cellular component: cytosol; nucleus. The record is from RefSeq and is a predicted model, not a curated record. Gene Ontology annotation, molecular function: carnosine N-methyltransferase activity. Lineage: Eukaryota; Metazoa; Arthropoda; Insecta; Diptera; Drosophilidae. Gene Ontology annotation, biological process: carnosine metabolic process.
UCUCACUGGUCCCGCCUAAAGACACUAUUUUGGAUAUAACUCGAUUCGUUGGAAUUUACAUCAGACUGCAACCAGUGACGCACCGCGAAGUUUAUAUCCUGCACUUCAUGUUCCCCAUGCAUCCCAAAAUGGACCAGCAGCAGGCCCUGGCCUACGCUGCCAACGAGGACGAGGAGGAGAAGCAUAUUCAGAAAGUGCAGAAUGCCUUCCUAUACUACGGGCCAUAUGCCUGCCAGCGGCUGAAGCGCUCCAUGGAUUACCUGAACAGCCUAUCCGGCGAGGAUCAACACAUGCUGGCCAAGUAUAGGGCGCAUUUGGAGUGCGUUCGCACGUGCAUUGAUCGCAACCAAGCGGUCAUUCGAGAGAUUCUUCGCGAGCGCGUUCUCUACCCGCCGGAGGAGUCCACCGUUAAUCCGUCGACGGAUAGUUGGGAGUUUGACGAGCCGCCACCAAAUGUUAGGCACGGCGAUAUGGAUCAGGAUGCUGAUGUUGAACCUCUAAAAAUUUUAAAGGCCCAGUCGACGCUGAAGUUGAUUGCGCGCGACUGGAGCACUGAAGGUGCCCUGGAGCGGGAGCAGUCCUACAAGCCGAUCAUUGAUAGCAUAGUGGAGUACUAUAAGCCCAGUGAUUACGAACUGAAGGAGAUUAAGAUCCUGGUGCCAGGAGCUGGAUUGGGGCGUCUAACCUACGAACUAGCAUGUUUGGGUUACUCUUGCGAGGGCAACGAGUUCUCCUACUUCAUGCUGAUCGCCUCGAACUUUGUCCUCAAUCUGUGCGACUACGAGAAUAAAUACGCACUGUAUCCCUGGGUGCAUCAAUACGUAAAUAACCUACGGCGCGAGGACCAAGUGGCCGCUGUUCGCUUUCCGGACGUCUGCCCGCGAAAGAACCCACCCAAGGGACAUUUUGAAAUAGCAGCCGGUGACUUCCUGGAGAUCUACAAGACUGCGCACUCCUAUAAUUGUGUCGCCACGUGCUUCUUCAUCGACUGUGCCAAUAAUGUCAUUGAUUUUAUCCGCACCAUUUACAAAAUUCUAGUGCCCGGUGGCAUCUGGGUGAAUCUCGGACCGCUGCUGUAUCACUACAGCGACGUCAGUGGACAGAACAGCAUCGAGCCGACGUUCGAGGACCUGUGCAUUAUCAUGGAGAGCGUAGGCUUUGUUAUCGAGAAGUCGCGAACGGGCAUCCACACCAAGUAUGCCCAGAAUCCGGCCUCCAUGAAACAGAGCGAGUACCAGAGCUUGUUCUGGGUCUGCCGCAAGCCAGAUCCAUUUGAGGAGCAGCGAGGCAAGCGCAAGGCCUCCCGGGAACCCCAUGAUCUCAUUGUGCGCGAGGAUAGUGAGGAUGAAGAGGUAGAGGAGCGCGAAAAGGAAGAGGUGAAGCUGGAGCAGCUAAAGCAGCCGAUCACGGCCGACGAUGAGACUGAAAUGGAGCCGCUGGCCCAGCCAACGUGAUAGCCAUACAACAUUAAAACCCAAGCCCACCUACAUACAGAUGCCAUCACAGAACUCGAAUCGACACGACAAGGAUUCGACUAUGUAAAUUAAAAGCUACGUUAUUCUAUUUUCUAAAUAUAUAGACCUUUGUAAUGGCAUGAUUACAUUUUGAUUGCGAUUAUCAAAAAUAACACCAGACUGGACCUGGACUGUUACAAUUGCAGAAGUGUUAAUGUUUACCAAACAAAGAUGUGUUAACCUUAAAUAAAUACUUUUUAUUUGUUCAA